Molecule: messenger RNA, 1576 nt
Organism: Eriocheir sinensis (Chinese mitten crab)
Lineage: Eukaryota; Metazoa; Arthropoda; Malacostraca; Decapoda; Varunidae
Product: hematopoietic prostaglandin D synthase-like
Exons: 5
Coding region: 144-755 (203 amino acids)
Biological process (GO): glutathione metabolic process
Molecular function (GO): glutathione transferase activity
Source: RefSeq, a predicted model, not a curated record
CGGCUCCAUCAGCGGCGUGGACCAAGUCGGCACACUCCCUCUAUCCGUGUCCUGUACUGCCGCGGCGCCCUCCACUGUACCACAUCACCUCCUCUUCGUCACCCUCAAGGACGUCAUAGCAGUAUAAUAAAAAAGAAAGGACGAUGCCGCAGUACAGGCUCAUCCACCUCAACGGCCCGGGCCCCGCCGACCUGACCCGCUGGAUCUUCGCUUACGCCGGGAUACCCUACGAGGACGAGCCGAUCGACAAGGAGGACUGGCCCGUCAAGAAGAAGACUGUUUUCACCGGCAAAGUUCCUGUACUUAUGGUGGACGACGAGCCUUUGUUCAACAGCGUCGCCAUCGCCAGCUACGCCGCCAAGGUAGCUGGUCUCGUGCCGGAAGACAGCUUCGACGCCACCCUCUGCCUCGCCGUUGUGGGCACGAUGCAAGAGAUAAACUUCAAUAGCUGGAAAAUCUGGCGUUCAAAUAAGAGCGUGGAGGAGAAGAAGGAGGAGUACACCUCGAAGUUCUUCCCCAACGCCGUAAAGCCUUUCCUAGAGCGGCUCGAGGAGAGGCUCAGCGGCAUGGAGUGGACUGUGUCGGAUAAGAUCACAUGGGCCGACCUCAGCAUCGCCCUGUGGUUCGGGGAGCUGCUUGACUACCGGCCUGACCUGCUGGAGCCUUUCCCGAGUGUGGUGGCGGCCAUGCAGAAAGUUCGCGACGUGCCUGGCAUCAAACACCUUAUCGAGACCACGGCCAAGCCCCGCUACUAGGCCGCGGGUCCUCAGUGGGCUAGUGCGCCAGUCUCACGCCACCUCAGUUGGUACUCAGAUAAGAAUAAAAGAAAAUCCACAAAAAAACUUGUCUAACGAAAUAAUCUUGGGGAAAACUGUCAUUAUGUUAAAGGUACAUUUGGGGGCAUGCGAUAUAGCUGCGCGAGGCCUCGGUGCUCAUUUCCGUCACAUUGGCAUUUGAACCUGUGGUGAAAAAAACAACAACAACAAAAAAAAAACAUUAACCCGGGACAAAGGGCAAGUGGGAUGUUCGGGUUACCAUUGUUUCCCUUCCCAAGGAUUCACAUUUUCAGGCACCCAUUUAUCGACCAGCCCGAAAGGGAGGAUGAACGGCUGGGCUGCACACCGACUGCCCGCGGCGGGAUUCGAACCCGGACCCGCGAAUUUGUAACUAGGCACGCUAACCACUGCACCAUGGAGGGGUCAUUGUAUUAUUCAUUAUAUUCGGAAGUAGUAAUAAGUACAAGAUAUAGUCUCAUUUAAAAAACAAGAUAUAUGGUUUGUUCAUUAUUGUAUGUGUUGUUUUAAAAUUGCAACCCGAUGAAAAACGAAUAUAAAAGUUUUGCUUAUACUCCUGCAUUGAUAAUUGAGUGUAUGGUUGGAUGACUCUGACCCUUGUUAAAUAGUUAAUGAGAGAGUUUGCUGUGUUUCGGAUUAUGAGUUUGUGCAUAUUUUCCGGUAACAUUGUACACAACCUCUAAUUCCACCUUGCGCACCUCUGAGGAGAUUCACUCGGCCAGCUCGGAAUUCUAGAGGAGCAGCAAAAAUAAUAAAGUUUCUGCAUCUAUAUUAUUCUUUGG